This is a messenger RNA of Anolis carolinensis (green anole), 2164 nucleotides long. Its product is annotated as solute carrier family 22 member 6-A-like. The transcript is spliced from 10 exons. The record is from RefSeq and is a predicted model, not a curated record. Gene Ontology annotation, cellular component: membrane. Gene Ontology annotation, molecular function: transmembrane transporter activity. Gene Ontology annotation, biological process: transmembrane transport. The coding region runs from base 378 to 2045 and encodes 555 amino acids. NCBI's taxonomy places the organism in Eukaryota, Metazoa, Chordata, Lepidosauria, Squamata, Anolidae.
UGCAUAAUCCCGCCGAGGGAGGGAGGGGGGAGCGAGCCCCUCCUCGGGCCACCCGACCCCAUGGGCUCCCCGAGUACACCCACUUAUGGGGACGGAUAAACACCCCACGGCAGAGCAACGCACCGGCUGGCCGGGGUGACUCGAGUUCGCACCACAGGUUCCUCCCAUGCGCUGCUUAUUAUCCCCGGCAGCGCUUUCAGCCUCGGCCAAGAAAGGGGGGACGCCGUGGACUUUCCGUCCAAGAUCCUGACCCUGAAUUAGUCGUGUCCGAGUGAGCGAGCGAGCGAGCGAGGGUGGGCCGGGCCGGCUAUGAGCAGGGAAGGAGAAGGCUCUGCAGACCCGUCUGGUCCCCGUCCCGGCACCCCCGAGCCCCGGCCAUGACGUUCGCCGAACUCCUGGACCGGAUCGGGGGCAUGGGCCGCUUCCAGGUGGUCCACGUGGCCUUGCUGGUGACCCCCGUCCUCCUCACCGCCAGCCACAACCUCCUGCAGAACUUCUCGGCCGCCGUGCCGGAGCAUCACUGCCGGGUCCGGCUGGUGGGCAACGGCACCGAGUGGCACUCCAACCGGACUCAGGCCACGGAGGAGGACCUCCUGUGGGCCGCCAUCCCCAAGGACGCCAGCGGGAAGCCCGAGAAGUGCCGGCGGUUUGUGCGUCCCCGGUGGCACCUCCCCAAUGCCAGUGCGGACGGCGGGAACGGGACCGAGUGGGAGACCGAGCCCUGCCACGACGGGUGGGUCUACGACCAAAGCGUCUUCACCAACACCAUCAUCAUGGAGUGGGACCUGGUGUGCAACCUGCGGACCCGGCGCCAGGCGGCCCAGUCCAUCUACAUGGGGGGAGUGCUGGUGGGGGCCCUCGUCUUUGGGAGCCUCGCCGACAGGUUUGGGCGCAAGGCGGUCCUGAGCUGGUCCUAUCUGCAGAUGGCCGUCUCGGGGGUCUGCACGGCCUUCUCUCCGACCCUCACGGCGUAUUGUGUCUUCCGCUUCCUGGUCGGGAUGGCUCUCUCGGGCAUCGUCCUCAACUGCAUGUCCCUCGUCCUGGAGUGGGUUCCCACCCAUGUCCGGACGGUGGCGGGGACGGUGGUGGGCUACAGCGCGACCUUUGGGCAGAUCCUCCUUCCGGGCCUGGCCUAUGCGCUGCCCGACUGGCGAUGGCUCCAGCUGGCCGCCUCCAUGCCCUUCUUCGCCUUCUUCCUCUAUUCAUGGUGGUUUGCGGAAUCCGCCCGCUGGCUGGUCCUCUCCGGGAAACUGGACGAAGCCGUCCGUGUGCUGAAGAAGGUGGCCCAGUUCAACGGGAAGAAGGACGAAGGGGAGAAACUCACCACAGAGGUCCUGAAGUCCAGCAUGCAGAAGGAGCUGGCCUUGGCCCAAACCUCGUACUCCGUGGCCAGCCUGGUCCAGACCCGCACCGUGCGCCGGAUCUCCUGCUGCAUCUCCAGCGUCUGGUUUGCGACGAGUUUUGCCUACUACGGCCUGGCCAUGGACCUCCAGAACUUUGGCUUCAGCAUCUACCUGAUCCAGGUGGCCUUUGGCUCCAUCGACAUCCCGGCCAAGCUCGGCGCGGCCAUCGGCAUGAGCUACGUCGGCCGGAGGACCACCCAGGCCUCCUCGGUCAUCCUGGCCGGAGUGGCCAUCCUGGCCAACAUCUUCGUGCCCCAAGAUCUUCAAGGGUUGAGGACCUCGUUGGCCGUGCUUGGGAAAGGAUGCCUGGCCUCCUCCUUCAACUGUCUCUACCUCUACACCGGGGAGCUCUACCCAACGGUGAUCCGACAGACCGGGAUGGGGCUGGGCAGCACGCUGGCCCGCGUGGGGGGCAUAGUGGCCCCAAUGGUCAAAAUGACGGGGGAAUAUUUCCCGUACCUCCCGCCACUCAUAUACGGGACGGCCCCAAUCCUGUCUGGGAUCGCCGCCGCCUUCCUCCCGGAGACGCUCAACGUGCCGCUCCCGGACACCAUCGAAGAAGUCGAGAGCGGAAGGCCACCCGCUCAGCCGCAGGGCCGAGAACAGGUUCUGCUCCAGAAGAUGGACCAAGGCCACACCUGAGAAGACGGACUCUGUUAAAUUGGGGGUCAUGGGCCAGAGACCCCCCACGGCCUCACCUGUCUGCGUUUCCCUUUUGAGCCUGGGAUGGAAACUGACCCAAUAAAGGCCAUUCAAACAUU